Hydractinia symbiolongicarpus is the source of this 888-nucleotide messenger RNA. Its product is annotated as substance-K receptor-like. Bases 1 to 888 code for a protein of 295 amino acids. The record is from RefSeq and is a predicted model, not a curated record. NCBI's taxonomy places the organism in Eukaryota, Metazoa, Cnidaria, Hydrozoa, Anthoathecata, Hydractiniidae. Gene Ontology annotation, cellular component: membrane. Gene Ontology annotation, molecular function: G protein-coupled receptor activity. Gene Ontology annotation, biological process: G protein-coupled receptor signaling pathway. The transcript has a single exon.
AUGGAAAGUAAAACAACAACAAAUAUGGAAUUAUGGACAAUUUCACUCGUAUCAUAUAUUGUACCUUUGGUACUACAUAGUAUAGGCAUAGUACUACUAUUAACAAGAAGUACAAACGUUAGCAGAAGUCAAACUAUAUUUAUGAUCAAUCUGAGUUUAUCUGAAAUUUGUUUAUCAGCAACUGGCGCUGCUUACAUUGUAUUGUACACAUUUUAUGGCGGACAAAACUUCGCAUAUCACAUUUCAAUGAUCUGUUUUUUAACUUCGUGUUUACCUUACUACGCGGUUAUGUAUAUUCUCACAUUAGACCGUUUAGCAGAAGUGUACUUAAACAUCCGUUAUCCUUUAUAUUGGUCCGCAAGAAAAACCAAAUACUGCAUGAUUACACUGUGGUUGAUAACCUUGUGUUUAUUAUUUUCACUUUUUGUUUAUAUUCGUAUCGAACCAUUACAUGGCUGCGCAAAGCUUGUAGAUUUUUCUUACGCUUAUGGUUUUCCAUGUGGCGAUCUUGUAUUUGUUAUUAUUGCCAUUUUGACGUACUUUUACAUCAUAAAAAAAAUUCGUCAAAAAAGAAAGGUAACAGCUAGGAUUUCAAUCCCUAUUGAGACCAUUACAUUUCACAAAGAAAAUAUUUCCACUCGAAAGGGACAUCGCCAAAACAAGGGGACUAGUCUACAUUUGUUAUUGCCAUUCCUGUUGGUGGUCAGUUUUGUGUUGUUCAUAGAAAUACCCGAUUUUAUAUUCUUUUUGGCUUACAGAAAUGUUAUAGGAAAUUCUUUCGCUCUGGAAAUUGCAGUCAACAUAAUGUACUCUAUUGGUUAUUCUACUGAUGCUUUUAUAUAUGUGUUUUUGUCAACUUCUUUAAAAAACCUUUUUCGGAGGAGAUAA